Messenger RNA from Hymenoscyphus albidus, 1496 nucleotides. The record is from the annotation of a GenBank genome assembly. Lineage: Eukaryota; Fungi; Ascomycota; Leotiomycetes; Helotiales; Helotiaceae.
AUGACCUCACAGAGUCGCGGAGGUCUUGAAAUCAAGCUGCAGGCCACACCAGAAGAUCCUAUCAACUCCAAUAAGGCAAAGCUCGGUGUCCGUGUGGAAGCGUCGCAAUUUCGCGUCGAGUGUUGCAAACUCCGCCUUGAAUCGUGCAAGCUCAACCUCGAAGCAGAUAUACUGAAAUAUCAAAAUGCGGUCGCGGGAUUCGAAAAAGAGCAUUCUAUCACAAAAGGAUUCGAAGAUUCGACUUUACCUGAUUUUCUUCCGCUGGUCAGAGAGAGAAGCCGAUUUUAUUCCAGCAGAUGUGAGCUUAGUAGCAGAAUUCGGGCUGGAGAAAAAGACUGCCGAAAGCUUCAAGAUGCCCUUGACAAUGCUAUUGAGGAACUCCGGUUGGAGACUGAAAGUGAGCAAGCUGCAAGUACAGCCGGCAGAAUAUCCCAGCUAGGAGAAAUCAAUCGCCUACUAUCAAAAAGCGCGUCCAUAGAGCAGCUGACACGAGCAAAUCAAAUACUGGAGGAGCAACUUGGAGAGCGGGAUGGAGUAAUCGCGACACAAGAGGAGAUUAUCAAGGUCGACGCGGAAUUGUUUUUCCAAAGAAGCUGCAUUGUUCAAGAACAGAACACGAGGCUCAGAGACUUGGAAUGUCUGUCAAAAUAUCACCCACAUUCGGAAGCCAAUCUCAUCGCCGAGAAAAACAACAAAAUCGUUCAGCUAGAGAGAGAAUUGGCGAAUCUGCAUUUUGAAAAUGGAACUCUCAGGGGCGGUAUCAAGGAACUGGAGACCCAGGUGAAGGAGCUUAGUAAGAAAUGCAAGAUUUACAAAGAACGGGUUAGAUUGGCCAAUAAUUCUCGGGACAAUGCACGGGUAAGUCACUUUCCUUAGGCGCGGAUGGUAAUUUGUUGAAAACACCAGUCUUUCCACUAACCUGUGAUUAGGAUCGUCUCAUUACAGUCAAGGCGGAGCGUGAUACGGCAGAAGCCAAUGUCAGCAGGAUAAUCGAUUUGGGUCAGCUAGUUGCAUCGUGCAAGGCACAGAGCCAACAGCUUACCGAAUUAGCUUCAAUCUUCAGUAAAGAAAAUACAGCAGAAGACGAAAUCUCUCGAAAGGCUUCCACCGAUGACGAUUUGCCCAUACAACAUGAAAAUCCGAUACAACCAUCUUCUGCAAGUCCCUCGAAACACGAAAGCCUCAGUACCAACGUUCCACAAGAGAGCCUCGUAAUGCCAACAUCUGAGCCUUUCGGCAUGAGCACGAAAGCCUCCAGACUCAGCGACCUUUCUCGAAAGUUUGGGCGGGUCAUUAUCGCACUCCUUUCACAUAAUAACAACACCAUGCGGUCGCCAAUCCGAGAGGAAAAUAACAUCAACGGUUUUCUCAUCCUUGAUUAUAUGCACGCUGCAGUUGAAGGCGUCUUUGUCUGGGCCGCUCUACUAUCGUCAGGUGCUGUUGUAUUAUGGCCAAUUCUCCUAGUGGCACAUCACAUAGUAUAUGGCCUCGCAUAA